CGCAGCCGGGAGACUCUGCAGGAUCUGAGCCCCGGAGCAUCUGAGCGGUGAACUCUUCAAGUCUUCGAUUUUAAAAAAAUGGCCUCCAAUAAAACUACAUUGCAAAAAAUGGGAAAGAAACAGAAUGGAAAGAGUAAAAAAGUUGAAGAGGCUGAGCCUGAAGAAUUUGUGGUAGAAAAAGUACUGGACCGGCGUGUAGUGAAUGGGAAGGUGGAGUAUUUCCUCAAGUGGAAGGGGUUCACAGAUGCUGAUAAUACUUGGGAACCAGAAGAAAAUUUAGAUUGUCCAGAAUUAAUUGAAGCAUUUCUUAAUUCUCAAAAAGCUGGUAAAGAAAAAGAUGGUACAAAAAGGAAAUCUUUAUCUGACAGUGAAUCUGAUGAUAGCAAAUCGAAGAAGAAGAGAGAUGCUGCUGACAAACCAAGGGGUUUUGCCAGAGGUCUUGAUCCUGAACGAAUAAUUGAUGCCACAGACAGCAGCGGAGAAUUAAUGUUUCUCAUGAAAUGGAAGGACUCAGAUGAGGCAGACUUGGUUCUGGCAAAGGAGGCAAAUAUGAAGUCAUUGCCUUUUAUGAGGAGAGGCUGACUUGGCAUUCUUGUCCCGAAGA
Molecule: messenger RNA, 604 nt
Organism: Mesocricetus auratus (golden hamster)
Lineage: Eukaryota; Metazoa; Chordata; Mammalia; Rodentia; Cricetidae
Product: chromobox protein homolog 3-like
Exons: 1
Coding region: 79-582 (167 amino acids)
Biological process (GO): negative regulation of transcription by RNA polymerase II; chromatin organization
Cellular component (GO): pericentric heterochromatin; nucleus
Molecular function (GO): chromatin binding
Source: RefSeq, a predicted model, not a curated record